Messenger RNA from Penicillium manginii, 972 nucleotides. RefSeq names its product transcription factor xanC (gene xanC). Gene Ontology annotation, biological process: regulation of DNA-templated transcription. The transcript has 3 exons. NCBI's taxonomy places the organism in Eukaryota, Fungi, Ascomycota, Eurotiomycetes, Eurotiales, Aspergillaceae. Gene Ontology annotation, molecular function: DNA-binding transcription factor activity. The record is from RefSeq and is a predicted model, not a curated record. The coding region runs from base 1 to 972 and encodes 323 amino acids.
AUGCAGAACAAGUCCGAAAUGAGAGCUGAACAAGCACCCAAGUCGCCGAGUAGUGAUGAGACACCUAGCCAAAAACAGGAUCCGUUAGAAAGACGACGGCUGCAAAAUAGACUAUCUCAAAGGAACCAUCGCCGGAAGAUCAGAGAUCGAAUCGCCAAACUCCAAGAGCGUGUGAUAGCAAACGAGCUUCGAGCAGCGGCAGCUUUGAACGGCUGGGACCAAUCAUACUCCCCUUCUCCGCUCCUAUCACCCCGUCACGCACCCUGCCCUUCAAAUGACCUCCAAGUCAACACGCGCGACACAUCACCCAUCACCACGGAACCGCCAACGCCUUUUACUCCUUCAUACAACAUCACGCAGACGCCUAUAUGGCCAACUGAUUUUAAUUUUGCACAAUCCAACGGGUCGAUAACUGGAGAAACACCCUUGAUGGUCGAUGGUAGAAGCUUUAUGAACGAGACCAUGUGCUACGCGUCUUCGGAAAGCAGUAUAUCUACUACCGGCAUCCAAGUACCAAUGGGAAGCUGUCAUGAAGUAAAUUUGAUGCAAGAUGCAUUUUCAAGUCCAAGUCCAAUACAUACCAAUCCAAGCAAUGGAGUCUCAGCGAGCCAGUCACUCUAUUAUGUUGCAACAGGUGAGAUGACGACCUCGAAAAUGAUUCUACAAGCUAUGAGCAAUGUAUCUCCACAAACAAAAAUCAUUGUGCUCGUGCCACCAGAGCCUACAUCAACAUAUCCAUCUCCACCUCCCUCGGGGCUUUUGGGAAGCAAUUUAUUCGAGGGUAUUCAAGUUUCGUCUCCGCAGACAGGAAUUCAGAAUCUGACAUGCCAGUGCCAAGCCCAGCCAGCUCAUUUAGCCCCCAAUAAUGUGCAAGCUCUCUCUCGAUGGACUGUCCCCGCAUCCUUUUCCCCGGGCUGCUCCUCACAUAAAAUCUCAACACCAUCUAGGGGAAGCUUUUCAGGAAUCAGGUGA